Molecule: messenger RNA, 1296 nt
Organism: Gamsiella multidivaricata
Lineage: Eukaryota; Fungi; Mortierellomycota; Mortierellomycetes; Mortierellales; Mortierellaceae
Exons: 1
Coding region: 180-1256 (358 amino acids)
Source: RefSeq, a predicted model, not a curated record
AGAUUGACCCCGGCAUCCUCUGGAGUUCUAGCCGCGCUCCGCGAACGAAGUGACUGUUGACAUCCAAAUAUGGUGCUUUAAAGGCGUGGUACCCAGAGCUCACUUGGGAAUAAACAAGUGAUCACACUCCCAUUCGGCACCCCGAUCCGACCUUCGAAGAACGACAUCGACUUGCACCCAUGACAUCAACCAGAGCUAAAGAACUCAUCAGUACAGGAAGGAACCUGGCUUCAACUUGGUCGUUGCAUCUCAGAGUAUGCCGUUCGGAAGAUCUACCAUUCCAACAACAGCGACGCUUGGUGUUCACAGCCCCGUCACUAAAGAAACAUUCGCGUGGAGCUGUCCGCUCCGAGUAUAUUUCCAACCACCACUCGGUACCAUCAUCCGAAGGUUCAUCAAUAUCCAAAGAUGAGCUGGCGAGCUUUGAUCGUCGCCUAAAGUUCCUGAGUGCUACCGGGAACUAUUCCAACCCACGAAUCAACCCCUCAGAGUCAACAACCUCGACAGCGACAAGGAUAGGACCCAAACCAAAAAAGACUUGGAAACGAUACCGCCCCGGAUUCCAACCUGGCGAUUUCAUAUGUCCCCAAUGCGGGACCCAUAACUUUCGUCCACCAGAACAUAACCUCACCACCAUGAUGGAAUCCAAGGUCCAGCCUAAGCGCUCCAGCUCUGAAGCCACGAAAACUCCAACUGUAUCGCCGGCGCUAUCGAUGUUUCUGACUGACGAUUCUAAAAAACCAUCUCGGACCGGAGAGACGACGCAGGAGGAGGGAAUCACGAAGCUGACGCGGCAUCGGAGAGUACUUCUACCACCUUCGCGCAAAUACCCACUCGGCGCAUUGAAUCACUGUUUCGAGUGCGGUUUCGAAACCUCCUACGAACUCCCCUCGCAACCCUUGAAAGAAUCCACCCCCGCCCCUUCCCCAACAACGCCUACAGCAACAUCUCCGUCAUCAUCUCCAUCCCCGUCAUCAUCACCAUCCUCGUCAUUGUCGUCGUGGUCGUGGUCGCAAGACUCAGAGACGGAUACCAAAACCAGUGUAGAAUCAACAAUCGCUCAUCGAGCAGACAUCCGACUCUCCAAGCCGCGAGACUAUGUCUGUCCACAGUGCCAGACCGUCAACUUCAAAAGUCGGUUACAUUGUAUCGGAUGCGGGAAUCUGGCGCCUUGGAUCCGGGAGCGAGUUGAGAAGACUCUCAUGACUGGAAAAAAUCGCAGACAGAGGACGCGCAGCAUAGGUUUUCCUCAAUAAAGCCAAUAAAAACGCCACCAUUUUUUUUUUUACGUGCCAG